UGUGGGAACUGUCUAUGUAUGCAUGUGUGUGAGAGAGGGUGAUAGAUUAAGAACAAUGCCAGCCAUUCUGGCUGUGUAUUUGGAUGCUAUAUCUUGCUCUGUGUGCUUAUGGUUGUAUUGCAUGUGAGCUCAGUGUUUAUAGGUUUUAUGUACCAGCAUUACAGUUUAGUUAGCCAGUUUAGUGGCUGGGACUCAGACAACAGUGGAAUGGAUCCUCCUAACAGUGUUUCCCUGUCAUGUCCGCUCGGUCACCAGGUACCUCAGGAUGAGUGGAGUGGCUUCUCUCCUCUGGGGAAGGAGGAUGACAUCCCAUGUCGGAGGAUGAGGAGCGGCAGCUAUGUCAAAGCCAUGGCUGAGGACGACAGUGGAGACUCGGAUGGGAGUCCCAAACCUUCUCCCAAGAUCCAGGCACGACGGGCCAGCUACUUGAAAGCCACUCAGCCAUCACUGACUGAGAUGACCACUCUACAGAUUUCGACGGAGCACUCCCCCAAGCUGCAGAUCAGGAGCCACAGUUACCUGCGUGCGGUGAGUGAGGUUUCAAUCAAUAGAAGCCUGGACACCCUGGACCCCAAAACCCUCCUCGACCCCAAAUCGCUGCUGUCCUCACCCCAAUACCGCUCACGCAAUGAAAGCUACAUGAGGGCCAUGAGCACCAUCAGUCAGCUGAGUGAGGUGGAGGUGAACGGGCAGAUUGAGCAGGUAUGUGAGCAGGUCUACAGUGAGAUGCAGUCCCAGGCCAUGGAGGCCGCCAUGGACAGCAUGGACACCAUGGACACCAUUGACACUCUGCCCAUGCCAGGAUGCUUCAGAAUGCGGAGUCACAGCUAUGUGAGGGCGAUCGACCAAGGCUGUGCUGGGGAGGAGGAAGGAGAAGGAGGGAGACCGCUGCUCCUGCUGCCAUCGUCCCCACCACGCACAUCUGCCACCACCGUCAGGACCAUCCAGAGCAGCACAGUUUCAUCUUGCAUCACCACGUAUAAGAAAACUCCUCCACCAGUGCCGCCCCGAACCUCCACCUGCUCAACGGCCUCCAAGCCCUACAUCUCUAUCACAGCACAGAGCAGCACAGAAUCUGCACAGGAUGCAUACAUGGAAGAGGAGGGACCAAGAGGUGACAUGACCAUUCAAUCGGGGCUCAGUAACUCAACAGAAAGCAUCGAUAGCAUGAAAGCCUUGACAGCAGCCAUAGAGGCUGCUAAUGCACAGGUCCAUGGACCAGCCAGUCAGCAUGUCAGUAACAGCACCAUGACAGUCGGAGUACCCGCCCCCUCAGUCUUGAGCAGGGGGCUGGUUGUUGAAGACCAUCGGGACGAAUACAGGAAAGAAGUACUCAGGAAGAGCAAAUGUCUCUCCAUAGGCAUCCAGGUUGAUGGACCAGAAGAAGUUCCAGAUCCAGAGGACCCAUCUAAGUUCACUUCUGUAGGAGUACAAGUGGAGGAUGACAGAGGGUAUCGUCGGUUCCAGCGCUCCAACAGUGUGACAGCAGCUGUACAGGCAGAUCUGGACAUGCCAGACCUGCUGGACACUCCCCUAAACUCUCCGGACACUGACAUGGAAGUCCUGUCAUCUGGUGCCCUUUCUCGACAAUACUCCCGUGAUGCCGCCACCUCCACCGUCAGCAUCCAGGGCUCAGGGAACCACUACCACGCCUGUGCCUCUGAUGAAUAUGAAGAUGUGGGCUUUGACCCGUCGAUCCUCCCCCCUCCAGACCCCUGGAUAGACAGCGUCACUGAUGACUCACUUGAUGUCAACUUCAAUAGCUCAGCUAUUCUGGAGGUGGUGCAGAGGUCAGUGUGUCAGAGAGAUGGACGCUGGUUUCUGAAACUGCUGCAGGCCGAGACAGACCGCAUGGAGGGCUGGUGUCGACAGAUGGAGCUGGACCAGCAGGAGAAUGACCUGCCUGAGGACAUUCUUGGGAAGAUGAGGAGCGCUAUAGGAAGUGCUCAGCUUCUGAUGUCCCAGAAGUUUCAACAAUUCAGGGAGCUGUGUGAGGAGAACCUGAACCCCAACGCCCACCCUCGUCCUGUGGCCUCAGACCUGGCUGGUUUUUGGGAUAUGCUUCAGCUGUCAAUUGAGAACAUAAGCCUCAAGUUUGAUGAGCUUCACCAGAUCAGAGCCAACAAUUGGAGACCCCUGGACCCCCCGGAGAGAAAGGAGAGGCGGCUCCCACCUCCGGUGCCAAAAAAGCCACCCAAGGGCCCCCACCACCACCCCCCUCUGGCCAGAGAUCGCUCACUGGAGAGUUCAGAGAAGCAGCGGCAGGAGGCCAGGAAGCGCCUGAUGGCCGCCAAGAGAGCUGCAUCCGUACGACAAAACUCAGCCACGGAGAGUGCUGACAGCAUCGAAAUCUACAUCCCUGAGGCUCAGACAAGGCUAUGAGGAUAUUACCAGGGACAUACACAGGGUUGCCAUGCAGUACACAUAGACACACCAUACACAAAAACGCGUGAUUGUCCACACCUAGCAUUGAAUUCCAAGACCCACAAGAGCCUAUGUAAGUGUGCAGGCAGCAGACCAUGAGCUGUAAGAUCUGUCCAAACCUCUAAGAAUGCAUCAAGACUUUACAGUGUAGACCCAUGACUCAUGCAGCAUACCUGUAAUGUUGGUACGAUGCCUUUACAUUACUUAAGGCCAACUCCGAGACCUCAACUGUCAUUUUUAUGAAGCCACAGCAGCUAUGUUACACUGGGGUGUAACAUACCGGGAUGGGGUACAUCUGCUACUGUUGCACAUGUAGCAGGUGUACCCCACCAUCAGGUGUCAAAAAGAGAAAAAAAAUCACCUUCUAAAUUGAGCUGAAGUAAAACAAAUGAUCUUGUUUCAAGCACCCUAAGUUUCCAUUUUCCCAAGAACACUGAUUGGUCAGGGUUAAGACCUGCAUAUGCCUAAAACAAGAGGCUUGUUGAGUCAUCUAACAGAAUCUGAAACCCUCUUUGUCAUGAAUAAAUGUAGGGAGGGGUUCUGCAUCCAAGAGUUUUUUGCCAUGCUAGCGGCAUGGCUCUAUGGAUUGUAAUGUCGGUCAGUCUACCACUUUUGUCCAGACUGUAUUAUCUCGACAAUUAUCAGAUGUAUUACCAUGAAACUUACAAGAUAUAUUCAAGGUCCCUUGAGGAUAUGUUCUAAGCACUUUUGUGAUCCUCUGACCUUUCCUUUAGUACCACCAAUAGGUCAAAGUUUUAACUUACACUGGGAUAUACUGAAUGCCAACAUCUACUUGAUGGAUUUGCACAAAAUGCAGUACAGACUUUGGUGAUUCUUUGGCUAUUGUGAAAUAACCACACACAUUGAUGUUCCCUGGAGGAUGAAUUGUAAUAACUUGGAGCCAUCACCUGCAAAACUAAUGACAUGCCCAUCAGCAGAUGUCAACUGCAGUCUCAGCCUUAAAAGUUUGGACAGAUCAAAAAAGACUUAGUCUAGCCUUUGGUAGAUGUUGAAGGCGCUGGAUGUGUUGUCUUUUGGUCUGUGGGUCUGUGGGACUUUACACCCACAUACAUUCAUAACCCUGCUAUGUCACAUGCAGGAUCACACUCACACAUGCACAUCAGUAUCCACAUAUUUCUUUCAGGUCUUGUGGCUGUAUGAACACUGCAGGUUGUUGUAAUAUAAAAACAGUGUCUCUCUCUUCUUAUUGGUGAAGAGAAUGCCAUGAUCACUGUUUCUCUCUCAUCUUCCUCCCUGUGUCCACACUACAUUAGUUCUUUAUGGAACUUAGGAACUUCAUGUAUUGAUUGACUGGUAUUUUCUUCCUCUAUGGUGAUCCCUCUUAAAAACGGGGAAAUAUUUUUAAAGGAAUUUUUUUUUUCUUACAAACUUAGUUGUGUUUUCAUUGUCAUCUCUUUUAUUUUUGACCAUUUAAACUAAACCGUAUUAAUAUGUCACAGGGACUCUGCAGGGCACAAACAAGAGUCAUCAGACUGGUUUUAACUACGUUUUCUAAACCACUUAUUCAGAUUCAAAAUGGGGAUUUGUUUCAAAAUAAUGUCUCAUGUGGUUGCCCUGUCUGUAUUUUAGCAAUUCAGCUUUUGAUGACCAAAACUACAAAAAUAGAAAUCAAGUUGUAACAUAUAAAGCCAUCAACUGAGUAAUAAAGAGCUGAUAAUGUCAGGGGAUAGUGUUAUAGGGGGAAACUGCAAACAAUGCCUAAUAAUGUGAGGGAGUGAAUUGAUUUGGGUGUUUGUGUAAUCUUCACCUGUGCAUAGGUCAUAUGUUUUCUCCGUCUUUGGUUUAAUCUUUACAUCCCCUUUUCCUUGAACUUCAAGGUGAUUUGGCAUUUACAGGGUACAUUUACACUUAAGCAAUAUUCAGUGGAGAUAGUGUUCAGAG
Messenger RNA from Thunnus maccoyii (southern bluefin tuna), 4326 nucleotides. Its product is annotated as disks large-associated protein 1-like. The coding region runs from base 109 to 2382 and encodes 757 amino acids. Lineage: Eukaryota; Metazoa; Chordata; Actinopteri; Scombriformes; Scombridae. Gene Ontology annotation, biological process: signaling. The transcript has 13 exons. Gene Ontology annotation, cellular component: glutamatergic synapse; postsynaptic specialization. Gene Ontology annotation, molecular function: molecular adaptor activity. The record is from RefSeq and is a predicted model, not a curated record.